This is a messenger RNA of Linum tenue, 1096 nucleotides long. NCBI's taxonomy places the organism in Eukaryota, Viridiplantae, Streptophyta, Magnoliopsida, Malpighiales, Linaceae. The record is from the annotation of a GenBank genome assembly.
GCUGGGCGAACGGCCGCUCCCCUCUCUCUCUCUACCUUGCCCUCUCAUUUUUUCUACUCUCUCUCCCCUUCAUUUCUCCUUUCUUCUCCAGAGAACGAAAAAAAAUCACUCUCUCAAAAUCGCCGCCAUUCUUUCUCUCACCUUCUCUCAUGUUCGUAUCCGGAACCCACUCUAAUCGUUAGAGGAAAAACGAACCCAACUCCAAAUCCAUGGCCGCCCUGCACCUCUACUCUCAAUCCGUUCGUUUUCUCGUUUAAAUGGUGACGAUAAUGAAGAAUCAAAAAUCGGGUAAACCUCUUUGACAUGCAUGUUUGUUUUCUCGAUUUUUUUAUCCCGAUUUUGGGGGAGUUCGGGUUCUCACCCUUUCUGCUUUUUUCUGGGCUUAAUGGCGGACGAGGGGAGAAGAGGGAGUCGCCGACGGAGACUAGACCGACGGUAAGUGGCGGAUUAUGGUUUUGCAUGUUUGAUUUUCUGGGUUUUUGGUGUUCGAGCAUGUUUCUAACCUUCUCCCCAUUUUUAUUUUUGGGUUUGAUCGAGGGGAGAAAGGAGUCUCCGGCCAGCGAGAUUCUCCGAUAUUGGUGCGAGAGGGGAAAAGUCGACGGUCGACCUUUUUUGCUGUUUCGGAGAUGGCUUAGAUCUAGACUAAGAACAGAAUGACUCUGAUUUGACUAUCAAAAAGAAGAAGCUAGCACUGACAAAGAAAGAAGUGUUUUUUUUCUCAAAGGCCUCCUUUCCUUGAGAAUUGUGCCUCCUUUUAUAGCAAGUUGAGACGGUGGUGUCUGAGCUCGGCCUAACCAUUUUUGGUUCGACCGGUUCGUUGGGUUGGGCCUUUCCUGGGCUGGUCAGGAUCUGACCCAUGAGAUCUUGGGCUCUCUUGGGUCUGACUGUGGGCUAUGAUCUUCUGGACUUGUCUUGGUUCUGGGUCUGAAUAGACUGUCUCAUUUCUUGUUGUUUGGCAGGUCCAUUGCUGGCUUCAAAAAGAGAUGGAAGAAACAUGUAUUGAUUGUAAUUUUCAUGUAGUAAUUCUUAUUUGUAAUUUGUAUUCUGAUUGUAAUUGUAUAAUUUAUUGAUAAUUUAAAUAAAACUUUAUUCUUCU